CAGGAAAACACUAACAGGAAGCAGCGGUAAACGGUCUCGCUGGUUUUCAACUCAAAAGGCACUCCUGGGGGUUCGGUGAGUGGGGUCUCUGGACCGCAGAGGGCAACUGUAUUCUUUCCGUAAGUUGAGACACGUCCAGUGCAAGCCCAGGCUACCGGAGUGGGAGUGGGCAGGGAAGCGCUACGCCCUAUAAUCGCCUGCACCACGUCGCUUCCAGGCUUCCCGUUUCUCGGCCUCCAUGCUGCCUGUGCUUUCCGGUGUCUGGGGGAGUGAAGGCCCGGGGAUCGGAGCGGAGGAGAGCCCGGGUGGGAGCAGGACGGCUGGAGGCGCCUUGGUCUACGGGAACUCUGGGCUCUGUCCUUCAACCCCUGCAGAAAAGGAUUGAGUCUCCCGCCUUCUGUUCUUGGUCCCCUCCCUUAGACUUUUUGGGGACUCACCUACAUACAGCACUGACUAGUGUAGCCCUUUUAAAUCCCAGGAAUGGGCUCUGUUUGAGGAUGGGUGCUUCUUUGUAGAGCCCCCAAAGUUAAUUAAACUCGUGUUUAUGGACUCAAAUGCCUCCUUGCCUUUAAUUCAUAUCAUCCUAACCAACAUGUAUUGAGCUCCUCUAGGCCAGGCAGAAUUCUAGAUACUCUUUCAAUUUGGUUCUUGUCCCCAUAACCGCACCAGGUGGUUGGGGAGACCAAGUAAAGUUACCUACGUAGACAAUUUGGACAAGGUCCACUGCCAGCCAACCAACACAGGAGGAAACCCAUGGGACCCGUGUGGGUAGGUGACCAGACACUGAAGGCAAAUGUGCUCAGAACUCCUGCACUGGAAAGAACUCUGAAAGAAAUGAAGAGAACCUUCAGAAAUGAAGUUGACGACCUCCCGGCUCUCUGUUGAACUCUAUACUGCAGUUCCUUAGGAUGGCGUUGUGCCAGACGUCGGCCGAGGUCAUCCUUCAGGUGGAAGAGGCACUUGAUGAAGAUGAAAAGGAGACGCUGUUCUUUUUGUGUCUGGAUAUUACUGCCGACGUAGUUCCACCCACUGUCAGGGACCUUCUGGAUAUAUUAUGUGAAAGAGGGAAGCUGUCUGUGGUGGAGUUGGCCGAGCUGCUGUACAGAGUGAGGCGGUUUGACCUGCUCAAGCGGAUUUUGAAGAUGGACAGAACCACAGUGGAGGCCCACCUGCGCCAACAUCCUCACCUUGUUUCAGACUAUAGGGUGCUGAUGGUGGAGAUUGGUGAGAAUUUGGAUAAAAAAGAUGUAUCAUCACUGAUUUUCCUCAUGAGGGAUUACACAGGCCGAGGCAAAGUCUCCAAAGACAAGAGUUUCUUGGAUCUGGUGAUUGAUUUGGAGAAACUGAAUUUGGUUGCUCCAGAUCAGUUGGAUUUAUUAGAAGAAUGCCUAAAAAACAUCCACAGAAUAGACCUGAAGACAAAAAUUCAGAAGUACAAGCAGUCUGCUCAAAGAGUUAUGCAAGAAGCAGGAACAAGUUAUGUGACUUCUCUCCACACCUCUCCCCCAAACUUGUGUCUCAAAGAUCCUUCAUAUGGCAUAAGGCUCCAGAAUGGGAGAAGUAAAGGACAAAAACUUGGGGCAUACCUUCAAAGAGAACCAGUGAAGACAUCCAUUCAGGAAUCAGGAGCUUUUUCGCUUCAGUACAUACCUGAACAGAAAUACAAGAUGCAGAGCAAGCCCCUCGGAAUCUGCUUGAUAAUUGAUUGCAUUGGCAAUGAUACAGAAGUUCUUCGACACACCUUCACUUCCCUAGGCUAUGAAGUCAAAAAUUUUUUGCAUCUUCCUGUGAAAGAUAUAAAAGAUAUACUUCACCAAGUUGCCAAUCUGCCCCAACACCAAGACCAUGACAGCUUUGUGUGUGUCCUGGUGAGCCGAGGAGGCUCCCAAAGUGUGUUUGGCGUGGAUGAGACUCGCUCAGGGUUAUCCUUGCAUCAUAUCAGAAGGUUAUUCAUGGGGGACAAAUGUCCUUCCCUCAUAGGGAAACCAAAGCUCUUUUUUAUUCAGAACUAUGUGGUGUCAGAGGGCCAACCGGAAGACAGCAGCCUGGUGGAGGUCGAUGGUCCUGCAGUGACCAAUGUGGAUUCCAAGGAGCCAAAGCCUGGGCCAAGCACAGUUCACCGAGAAGCUGACUUCUUCUGGAGCCUGUGCACUGCAAACGUGUCCCUGCUGGAGCAGUCCUCUAGCUCACCCUCCUUUUACCUGCAGACCCUCUCCCAGAAACUGGAGCAAGAAAGAAAACGCCCACUUCUGGAUCUUCACCUUGACCUCAACCACAGAGUGUAUGAUUGGAACAGCAGAGUUUCUGCCAAGGAAAAGUACUGCCUCUUUUUGCAACACACCCUGAGAAAGAAACUCAUCCUGUCUCCCACGUGAAAACCCAAACCUUUCUUCGCCUGGAGGUCUCCAUUCCUAGAGAGAGAGAGAGAAAGAGAGAGAGAGUGGUUUUCAAGCUUGCAUGCAUGUGAGUGGUAUGUGGAAUAAGAUCCUGUUCAGUGUGAAAUGACUCUCUAUGAGGAGUGCUUGACUAUAAGUGGGGUUUGAACUGUCUGAGAAGAACAGAUCAACUUUGGAAGGGAAAUCCUCAAAACUUUAAAAACUGAGCACUAUUGAAUUGGUCGAGUAACAAUCAAGUGAAUUAGAGAUACAGAAAUAAGCUUUUAGAGUGUGUCCAAUUAGCCUGUAGGUAUCCAUACUCCAUCUCAAAAAGUUAAAUGUAAAUAUAGAUUGCGGAAGUCAGAAUAACAAAUACAAUCUUACCUCUUAGAAACAACCACAGUUAACCAAAACUUUGUACAUCACCUUGCAAACUUUUUUUUUGUACCCAAGAUUUGAGUGUGAAAGAGGGGCUAUCUUAGUCUAUUCGGGCAGCUACACAAAAUGACUUUGGACUGGGUAACUUAAAUAGCAUGCAAUUAUUUGUCACAGUUCUGGAAGCUAGCAAGUCCAAGAUCAAGGUGCUGGCAGAUCCUGUGCCUGGUAAGGGUCCUCUUCUUGGUUUUCAGAGGGCUGUCUUCAGUUCUCACAUGGCAGAGAGAGAAACGGGGGGAGAGGGGGGAAGGAGGAAAAUAAGAGAGGGAGCAGGAGGGGAGAGGGAGAGAGAGAAACUCAGUAUAUAACAGUGGCCUUAUCAUUUAGAGGUCACUUCUCCAUUUAUGUAGGCACUUCUGUAAAUUUGACAGUUAAUCAAGUCACCCUCCUAAUUGGGGCAUGGCCUAAAAGGAGACUACUGUUAAAGAGACAUUUAAAGUUGUUUGUUAUUAUUAUUUAUUCAUUUAUACAUUUUUUAAAGUUAAUUGUAACUGGUCUGUGUCUAUAUGUGUGUAUUUUUAUACAUUUUGCCAUGAAGUAAGUACUAAGGAUCGAACCC
Sciurus carolinensis (gray squirrel) is the source of this 3369-nucleotide messenger RNA. It is a transcript of the gene Cflar, whose product is annotated as CASP8 and FADD like apoptosis regulator. Gene Ontology annotation, molecular function: protein binding; cysteine-type endopeptidase activity. The transcript has 11 exons. Gene Ontology annotation, biological process: negative regulation of extrinsic apoptotic signaling pathway via death domain receptors; proteolysis. The record is from RefSeq and is a predicted model, not a curated record. NCBI's taxonomy places the organism in Eukaryota, Metazoa, Chordata, Mammalia, Rodentia, Sciuridae. The coding region runs from base 909 to 2375 and encodes 488 amino acids.